Molecule: messenger RNA, 3636 nt
Organism: Phoenix dactylifera (date palm)
Lineage: Eukaryota; Viridiplantae; Streptophyta; Magnoliopsida; Arecales; Arecaceae
Product: nuclear pore complex protein NUP98A-like
Biological process (GO): RNA export from nucleus; telomere tethering at nuclear periphery; protein import into nucleus
Cellular component (GO): nuclear pore cytoplasmic filaments; nuclear pore
Molecular function (GO): RNA binding; structural constituent of nuclear pore
Source: RefSeq, a predicted model, not a curated record
UCCAUCCUCCCCUUCCCUUUGUAAACUCCUCUAAAUCUAAAGCGCCUCCGACGAGAACCUUACAGAAGAGAGGGCGAGGCAAAAGAAAAACCUCUAUCCCCUCCCACUCUGAAUGCCCUAAUUCUCUCUUAGAAUUGCGCCUAUUUUUCUCUGAUUUCUGAUUGGAUCCAACCCACCGCCUAUCUCGGGGUAGAGGAAGAUCCACAUCCUCUCCGUCUCAGCGAUCGAAGAGAGUUCGCAGCCAUGUUCGGCUCCAGCAAUCCAUUUGGGCACUCUUCGAGUAGCCCAUUUGGUUCCCAGUCAGUGUUUGGGCAGACAAGCAGCUCUAGCACUAAUCCAUUUGCGCCAAAACCCUUUGGUAGUUCAAAUCCUUUUGGCUCACAGGCUGGGAGUUCAAUAUUUGGCGGCACACCCACCGGUGUCUUUGGGCAGCCUUCCUCGCCUUUAUCUUCAACACCUACAUUUGGCGCUUCAUCAGCAUCAACGUUUGGAAGUUCUAUGCCUGCUUUUGGGGCAUCAACUACUCCUGCAUUUGGCAGUUCUUCCCCUUCAUUUGGUGGAUCAUCUAUGUUUGGGCAGAAGCCAGCCUUUGGAGGCUUUGGGUCAUCACCUAGCCAAUCAAGUCCAUUUGGUAGCACAUUUCAGCAAUCACAACCAGCAUUUGGCAGCAAUCUUUUUGGUUCCUCCACACCAUUUGGUGGAUCAAGUCAACCUGCAUUUGGUGCUACAAGCACCCCAGCCUUUGGCUCUACAAGCACCCCUGCUUUUGGUGCCACAACCGCCCCCUCCUUUGGCGCUACAUCUUCUCCAGCCUUUGGUGCCACAACUACGCCAGCAUUUGGGUCCACAUCAACUUCAAUAUUUGGUAGUGCAGGAGCAGCAUUUGGGGCUUCGAGUUCCCCGGCUUUUGGUUCUACAGGCACAGCAGCCUUUGGUGCGCCAAGUACCUCAGUGUUUGGAUCUUCAAGCACUCCAGCAUUUGGUGCAUCCAGUACGACAUUUGGAUCUUCAAAUGUUCCUGCUUUUGGUGCAUCAAGUACUCCUUCUUUCAGCUUUGGUUCCACACCUUCGUUUGGUCAGUCAACAUCUGCGUUUGGCAGCGCCCCAUUUGGAACAACUCCAUCUCCUUUUGGCGCUCAGAGUUCGCCAUUUGGUGCUCAGGCAACAACACCAACGUUUGGUAGCCCUGGUUUUGGGCAAUCAGCUUUUGGAGGUCAACUAGGAGGAAGCAGAAUGGCAGCUUAUACCCCAACACCUGAGGCUGAUGGUGGCAGUAGUACUCAGCCUGCUGGAAAACUGGAGUCCAUAUCCGCUAUGCCUGUGUAUAAAGAUAAGAGUCAUGAGGAGUUGAGAUGGGAGGACUAUCAACGUGGAGAUAAAGGUGGACCCAACCCUUCUGGACAGCCUGCAGGCGGGAUUGGUUUUUCUGCUCCAACACAAUCAAGCCCUUUCGGUUCCACAGGCACAUUUGGUCAACCUACUGCUAACCCUUUUUCAUCCUCCACAGCUUCUAACCCCUUUGCACUUAAAACACCAACUUUUGGUUCAUCUGGAUUUGGUCCUUCAUCUAGUUCGAUUUUCAGCUCACCAUUUAGUUCUUCCUCAUCAAGCCCUUUUGGUUCAACGUCUUCUACUACUUCACUGUUUGGGGCUCCGACUGGUGCCGGAUUUGGUCCAAGUUCUUCACCAUCGAUUUUUGGUGGAACUACCACACCUGCUUUCAGUUCAUCACCCUCGAUUUUUGGUUCUUCAAUGACGGGAUCAAGUUCAUCGUUUGGUACUGGCCUGAGUUUUGGUAACACUCAAUCAUCUGGGUUAUUUCAGUCCUCAACUCCAUCUUUUGCGCAAACGCCAUCCCCUUUUGGACAGCCGUCUACAGGGUUUCAGCAGACCACCCCUUCUUUUGGUUCAAAUCUGUUUAGCUCACCAUCAACUGGGUUCGGGGGAAGUUUGUUCAGUAAUCCAACACCUUCAUUAUUUCCUUCAAGCACUCCAGCAGGAUUUGGUCAAUCAACUCCUUCUCUUUCAACACCUUUUCAACCGGCUGCCCCAACUCAGACAGCAAGUACGUUUUCCUUUGGUGGCUUUGGUCAGACACAGCCAGCAUCUUCGAGUGGCUUUGGCAGCAUGUCUAAUAUCUUCAGCCAGGGCGCAUUUGGGCAACCAGUUGCUAGUCAGUCUAAUAUGGUCAUGCAACCAGCUCCUAUUACAAAUCCUUUUGGCACUCUUCCAGCAAUGCCUCAGAUGUCCAUUGGUCGUGUUGGCUCUGCCCCUUCAAUUCAGUAUGGAAUUUCUAGCAUGCCUGUUUCUGAAAAGCCCACUCCAGUAAGAACUUCCUCUUUGUUGGUUCCAAGACACUUGUCUCAGAGAAGGAUUAAGUUGCCAGGCAGGAAAUAUCAUCCUAAAACUGAUGGCCCAAGGGUUCCAUUUUUUAGCGAUGAUGAAGAAGCACCCUCAACACCCAAGGCAGAUGCUCUUUUCAUACCAAGGGAGAAUCCCAGAACACUGAUUAUUCAUCCAAUUGAGCAAUGGCCCCCAAGAAAUAGCAUGGAGAAACAGACUAUCCCAAAAGACAAACCCGUCCCAAGUCCAACUAAUGAAAAUGGUAAGGUAUCAGGAGAGCCAUCUGCUCCAGCUCUUAAUGAAUCCUUUGCAGAGUAUCGUGAUGAACGGCCAACCGAGAAUGGCAGCACCAGGGAGCAAAAUAGCACUCUAUCACCAUCCAAACCUGCCCAUAAGGCAUAUGACAUUCAGGAUGAUCAUACACAGAAGGGGAUCCAAGCUGCGAUUGUCUAUGAGCAUGGCGCAGACAUCGAGGCUUUGAUGCCCAAGCUGCGCCAUGCUGAUUACUACACUGAGCCUCGGGUCCAGGAGCUGGCGGCCAAAGAACGGGCCGAGCCAGGCUUCUGCCGUCGUGUGAAAAAUUUUGUGGUAGGAAGGCUUGGCUUUGGGAGCAUCAAAUUCUAUGGAGAAACAGAUGUCAGGAGGCUUGACCUCGAGUCCAUCAUCCAGUUCAACAACCGUGAGGUGAUUGUGUACAAGGAUGAGAGCAAGAAACCUCCAAUAGGACAGGGGCUUAACAAGCCUGCAGAGGUUACGCUGCUUAACAUCAAGUGCAUGAAUAAGAAAACGGGCCAGCAGUACAUGGAAGGGCCCAAGAUUGAAAAGUACAAGGAAAUGCUGAUGAAGAAAGCUCAGGAGCAGGGUGCCGAGUUUAUAUCAUAUGACGCGGUCAAAGGUGAGUGGAAGUUCAGAGUGAAGCAUUUUAGUUGCUAUGAGUUUAGUGAUGGAGAUCCAGAUGCUUAAUAUAGCUCAGUUUGGAGAUACGCAAAAGAGGGUUUUCUAUCGUCAUGCUAUGACUGCUAUCUUUGCUGCUCUUUGUUCAUUCCUGAAGGGUCUCGAGGAGGGGAAGAAAGAAUACCCCGCUUUUUUCUUUUUCUUUUUCUUUUUCUUUUUUUUGUACAGAAUCUGUAGGGAAUAGUGGUGUGCUUGUGUUUUGUCUAUUGCGUCUAUCUUAAGCUUCUUUUUUUUUUUUUUUUUUUUUUGGCGAGUACAUGGUCUCCGGUAUCGGGUACCUUUCAAAUUAUUUUUGUAAAAAAAAGAAUGAUGCCCAAUAGGAGUUAUGGUUUUCUUGUA